Messenger RNA from Nicotiana attenuata, 819 nucleotides. RefSeq lists its product as uncharacterized. The record is from RefSeq and is a predicted model, not a curated record. The transcript is spliced from 2 exons. NCBI's taxonomy places the organism in Eukaryota, Viridiplantae, Streptophyta, Magnoliopsida, Solanales, Solanaceae. The coding region runs from base 1 to 819 and encodes 272 amino acids.
AUGGAAGCAUCCGAACAGUUAAUCUUGAUUGACCUAGGGUGGGACUUCUACAUAGUUAAAUUUAGCUUAGAGGAAAGCAUGGUUAAGGCUCUACACAUAGGAUCUUGGUUCAUUUCUGGAAACUUCCUAUUCGUACGUAAAUGGGAACCAAAAUUUGUUCCUCAAGAAGCCACCCUCACUUCUACUGCCAUCUGGAUCCGAUUACCUCAACUACCUACAGAAUUCUAUGACAAGGAUAUCUUAGAAAAAGUUGGGAGGAAAGUGGGCAAACUUCUCAAUAUAGACCAAUUUACAUCCUCUACCCUAAGGGGAAGAUAUGCACGCAUCUGUAUCCAAGUUCCACUGAAAACCCCAGUAGAAACAUCAGUAAUAAUAGGAGACCAUAAGCAGGCUGUGAUCUAUGAAGGAGAGGGAACCCUAUGCACCAUUUGUGGCAGAAUAGGUCACACUGCACUUAACUGCAACUAUAGGACACAAACACCCACAACAACCCAAGAACCACAAGACGAUCAUCAAGAGAAACCAGUCAUUUCGGAGGAAAGUGAAUGGGAAACUGUCAUCUUCCCACGAAGACGUAAGCAGGGACAAGCAAAAAGAAUAAACAAAGAUGAAGGUAAAAUGAACAAACCACAUCAUGCUUCACAGAAGGAAGAGAUACGGGGGCAGGGUCUAUCCUACGAUUUCACCCUAGGAAAAUCAGAGGGUGACACUGAUAGUGCAAAACCCAGCCCACCUAGCCAGGGUAACGGUGGAAGCAAUGAACAAGGCAUUGGUGGCCUUUGGACCUCUCCUAUGGCAAUCGAUGGUCAACAGCGAUAG